Molecule: messenger RNA, 2231 nt
Organism: Dermacentor albipictus
Lineage: Eukaryota; Metazoa; Arthropoda; Arachnida; Ixodida; Ixodidae
Product: sodium-coupled monocarboxylate transporter 2-like
Biological process (GO): transmembrane transport
Cellular component (GO): membrane
Molecular function (GO): transmembrane transporter activity
Source: RefSeq, a predicted model, not a curated record
CAUCGUUUCACAGAAAGCGACAGCAACCACGUGCGUCCUUAGAUCCGGAAGACUGGCCUUAUCCGGGACACCGAGCAGUGCCUCGUUAGACGCCUGCAAUGGAGGACAUUAUCCUGGAGUACGUGGUCUUCGGUGCGCUUAUGGCCCUCAACUUCGGACUGGGCCUCUACUUCUCGCUACGUCGCAAGGCACGCCUGGCCCGCACUACCGCGGAGGUCUUCCUGGGCAGCCGGGCACUGCGAGCACUUCCCCUGGCGGCCUCCGUAGUGGCGACUAUCGUUUCGUCCGCGGGAAUGGUUGGCAUGGCGGGACACUUCUACGCUUACGGUUUCCACCUCAUGUGGCAUGCGUUGGGGACCAUUGUCAUGGCGCCCGUCGCGGCCCACGUUUUCCUGCCGGUGAUGUACGGGAUGCGGAUCACCUCAGUGUUCGAGUACAUCAGGAAGCGCUUCAACUCAACCAUUGCGCUGGCCGCCUGUGUCAGCUACCUUUUCCUCACGCAAAGCAUUGGAGCACUAGCCAUCUUCGCGGCCGGCCUUACCAUUUACACAGUUUUUGGAGUGCCGUUGGUGCUGUGCAACAUUGUUAUUGGAAUCUUCGGAACUCUCUACACUGCACUGGGAGGCCUGCGAGGCGUCGUUUGGACGGACUGCGCUCAGCUAAUAUUCAUGGUUUUUGCUCCUGCUACUGUCAUCGUCAAAGUGAUCGUCGACAUGAACGCAUCCCACGGCAUAUUUCAAUCCGUCACUGAUUUUGACAUUCGUGCGUUCGUGGGCAACUUCGCACUGGAUUUUUCCCACGAUGAAACCGUCUGGGCAUCAUUCUUCGGAUGCGCAGCUACAGCUAUCUACAGAGUAGGCCUCGACCAGGCCAUUGUGCAAAGGUGCAUGGCGUCCCGCACCCUGGCAGAAGCUCAGAGGACGGUUCAAGUAGGAACACUUCUGCUUGCCACAGCGUACACAGUACAGCUUUUCAUGUCUCUAGCAUUGAUUUUUUGGUUCAGAGGAUGUGAUCCACAGCUCCGUGGUGCUAUUGCGAGUCAUGAUCAGAUCCUGCCAUUCUAUGUGAAAACAUACCUGGUCCACUUCAAGGGGUUCAGCGGAAUCUUUCUUGCUUCUAUUGUUAGUGCCGCAUCAAGCACAACGUCGUCCAUCGUCAACGCGCAGGCUGCUGUCCUCUACGUGGACGUUCUCUCUCGGCACUUUAAAAACCUAGAAUCCAAUGUCCGUUGGACGACUCGCUGCCUAGCGUUCCUUCUCGGAGCUCUUAUGACGUCCUAUAGCUGCGUUGUUGUCUACAUGGGAUCUGUAACGAGGCUCCUCAUAAUGUUUUACGGAGCCGCCACCGGUCCCUUCGUGGGACUUUUUAUUCUGGCCAUAGCCUUCCCUUUCGUGCAUUCAAAAGGAGCAGGGAUAUCCACACUGCUCAUGCUAGCUGCUGAAAUUCUUGCAUUGUGGUGGUCGAUUCACAAUGGAAUCCAACCGCCACACAUGCCCGUAUCGAUUGACUACUGUCCAGACAACAACACCGUUGCGUCUUUUGGCACAAACCUCACAGUCUCCUUUUCUUCGAACAGGUCACCGAGAAAUACAGCUUCGGUUUCAAUAUCACCAUUAUGGAGCUCUCUCCUUGGGAUGUUGGCUACAGUUCUACUCGGGAUACUCAUAAGCGUUAUCACAGGUGAGCACAGGCAACGGCAUGCAGACGUCACGCACUUGAGCAGGUGCUGCGUUCGGUUCUGGCGUUGGUUGGGUGUUAUGGAAUCUGAUGAAAGCUUUUCAAUAAAGGAAACGGAAGACGGAAAAGGCGAACCACAAACAACGAAGACACUUUUACCUCCCCUAAGUGAAGACAAGCAGGAAUCAACCGUUUGAAAUGUCAGAGCCAAAUGAUUCCAUUUUACACCAAAUAACCUCGCUGCGCAUUCAUAGAUACCAUGCCAUCUGUGCGAUAGUCCAGUAGUAAUAAAAUCAUCUAUAGAUCGUGAAUAAUUUAUGUUAUUAUCAGCAUUCUCAUUUUGGAUGGCGGCCCCUGAAGUCAGCGCUACAGCAAGGAGCGACCACAGUGGCUUCAGGAGCUUCGCAGGAUAGCACAUAUCACACGGUGAUUUCCUCGUAGCCUUGUAUCAUGCGCUAUAGUACAACGGCGGCAUUGUCGUUCUGCGUUGUUUUAUGUUGUAAAAAAGCCACAAUUUUUUUUAGAAUUAUUCUAUCAUUAUAAACGGAAUAAGC